AAAAAAACACCCCCUAACAACCAUACACUCUCGUUCACCUUUCGCCUACCAACACACAUUACAUACCACUCAAGAUGGUAGACUGGCUAUCCCUCGCCGUGCCGUUUGCCUACUUGGGCGUUCUCCUUGGCUCCCUCGCAACAUUCUCUUCUCUCUACCGCAAGCGCAAAGCCAGAAAGGCUUUCUCCCUUGAAGCAUGGUUCCCCGCACACGUUCAGCGCGACAUCUAUUUCAACCUCUUACACCUCGACCCCCCAAAAGACAGCAAGGAGAAGAAGGCCCCCGCGGUCCCGGAGUCGGUACUCAAGGCUGCGCUGCUGCGUCGCGCGAUUGAAGACAUCAAGCGCGUCAUGCAAUUGAGAUCGCAGAAGCAGGCCCUGGCGAUGUUGUUGCAACGGGGCAGUGUCGGUGAUGAUCUGUGGCAGCGGUUUACGAGAGCGGAGAAGGAGAUGGAAGAGGAGGUGCGCGACGUUGUUGCUGAGGCCAACGCUUACGUCCCCGGCUGGGGCCAGACCAUUUUCCAAUCCGCCAACGAGAUGCUGAACAAUGACCUCUAUCGGGAGCGCAUGGAGAAGGAGCAGGCUAAGCUCGAGGAAGAACGCAAAUGGUGGGAGAACAAGAAGGCUAACACCCAGGAGGAGUUUAUGAAGGAGUUGGAUGCCGAGGCUACGAAUGCGAACUCCUCUAGGAAACAGUCUGAUGGUGCCGCCACGCCAAAUUCUUCCACACCGGCGAUCAAGACUCCUGGGUCUUCUUCUGGGGCGCCGCCAUCGGUGGCGGGGAGUAGUGAUGAUGAUGGGGUGCUGGUUGAGGCUGACGAGCAGGCAAAGAAAUAA
This is a messenger RNA of Aspergillus homomorphus CBS 101889, 836 nucleotides long. Its product is annotated as Sec63 complex subunit SEC66. NCBI's taxonomy places the organism in Eukaryota, Fungi, Ascomycota, Eurotiomycetes, Eurotiales, Aspergillaceae. Gene Ontology annotation, biological process: post-translational protein targeting to membrane, translocation. The coding region runs from base 75 to 836 and encodes 253 amino acids. The record is from RefSeq and is a predicted model, not a curated record. Gene Ontology annotation, cellular component: Sec62/Sec63 complex. The transcript is spliced from 4 exons.